Hyphopichia burtonii NRRL Y-1933 is the source of this 2277-nucleotide messenger RNA. RefSeq lists its product as uncharacterized. The transcript has a single exon. The annotation marks the transcript as partial. The record is from RefSeq and is a predicted model, not a curated record. Lineage: Eukaryota; Fungi; Ascomycota; Pichiomycetes; Serinales; Debaryomycetaceae.
UUGGAAUUUAAGGAAGAUCAACCAACAAUUGCAAAAGAGCUUCAUUCGCUUGUCAGUGUUUCAGGGCUAGACAAGAAAGAGUUUGAUGGAUUGAUAGAAUUAAUCUUCAAAGAUGUUACUGCCACUACAACCAAAAAUAUUUUGAUCAUGUCCUUGUUGCCCAAUGGGUUAUAUAUACUUCCACAUGAAGUAAUAUAUCUAAUACUCAGUAGCAUCGGAACACCAGAAGUUUAUUACAAAGACGGCGGAAAACAAAAGCUGAAACAUUUGGCUAAAUCUAAUCAACAGAAUUUACUAGAAUGGCUUAUUUGCUCCUUACAUUUGUUUGGUCCUAAGGUGUUCAAGACUUUAAAUAGGUUAUUACCGAUUCUUUUCAAUCUUCUUCCUUUCGAAUUCCUGAGACCAUUCAUAGCAAACUUGAUUUUCAUUACUAUAUUGAAUAGCAAUAAAUCGGUUAAAAUAGACUCCAUUCAGCUAAGAAGCCACACUCUUUACUCAUUCAAACCUUGGCAUGCUCAACUUGUAGUUGAAUUAUUCCUCAAGUUUCCAUUAGAUAACAGCUUGAAAAGUUUACUAGUAUUUUUCAAGACUAUAAAUCCAAAUUUGGAUUACAAUAAACUUGCACCAAAUAACACGGAGUAUGAUUUAAACUCUAUUUCCCUAGUCGAUCUUCGAACUUUCAGUUACCCAGAUCCUAGAUUUUUAGAAAAAUUAAAUGAUAUCAAGAUUAUUAAUGGAUUGAGAGGUGAACCAAGGCUAAAAGAAGUCGAGAAUAUUAUGCAUUCGAAUAUUAAACAAUAUGACGAUUUCUCUCGUUCGAUUAAAAGACGAAGACGAAAUAUAAGCAACAGAUAUAAUUCAGAAACUGCUGACUUAGAUUUCCUAGAAUUCAAUGGGUCUCUGACCUCUACAGCUGUUUCAAUUAAUGACUGUAAUGAUUGCAGAACAUUUAUAAACAACUUGAACAAUAUCAGGUUCAUCAACAUCAAUUCUUUAGUUAGCCCUUCUACCAAUGCUCCUUUAUCUAUUGCAAACAAAUUCAAAGUAUACUUUCUUGUCACACAAGGCUUGUUGGCUAAUAAUAAUUUUUCAGAAUCGAUAACUAAGCUUGAAUACUUUAUUCGAUUAAGCAUUCUCGAUGACAAUUUAUCUUUCAAAGACUUCCAAGAACUUUUUGACAAAAUCGAACGGCUUAUGGCUUCCAGCUCUGGGACCUUGACACUAAAACUGAUGAUUGAUUUCUUAUGCUAUAAAUUCGGCACCCAUUUAAACAAUUGCACUUCGAACUCAGAAAAGCAUGAAAUUAUUAAGCUAAGAAUCAAACUACUAAAAUACUUGCCUGUAAUUAAUCCAUCAGUCUUCAAGGAUGAACUAUUGAGUAAUCUCUUAAAUGAAAUUGAUUUCAAAGUACUAACUGAAAGUCACAAGCUUCGCAAAGCUGAGAUAACAUCACUUCUAUUAAAAGAGCUUAGCUAUUUAUUUUCGACAUGGUACUCCAAAGUAAAAAAUCCGAACUGCAAUCAGGAGACAAAGUUCAACUUUUUCAAGAUAAUUAACUCAUCAAUUCCAAUGAUAUACGCCUUUAUUAUUGAAAAGUCGUUAUUGACUUUGGAAGUUAAGUUUUCUCUUUUAAAGCUAUUCAGGUUCAUUAAAACAUUUGAUAAUAACCACUUCCAAGAGUUUUUAGAACCGACAGGAGUAUUUAUUCCUCCCCCUUUAAUUUAUAAUUUAUUAUUUACUUUUAAUCCUCUUGUCAUUUCCGAAGUCUGUGGAUAUAUCGCCUACAUAAAAACUUAUAGGUAUCCUGAAACUAAAAAAAAUUUACAGACAAUUCAAAACACAUAUGUUAUGGAUACUUUGAACUUUCUUUGGAGAGACAAGGCUUUCUACUACUAUCCAUCAAAAGAAUCUUCGAACAAGUCAUUUUUACUACCGCCAGAAUUCUUGCAUAAGUUAGGAACUUUGCCUGCGUUCAGUUUCUCAAACCUUGUAAGUGUUACUUCGGCCGGCAAUAUUUUUCAUAACCCCAGCUUUUCUCUAAUUGCAGCCGAAAUUGUUUGGAACUUUGAGGAUGAAACUGAAAGGCUAACCCAAAGACACCCAGGCCCAUUGAAAGAAACUACUGCGACUCAGUUAUACAGGGAUCCAAAUAGUGAAUGGCUAGGUAUUCCUUAUGACGAGGUGAGACUUAGGGUAUUAAGAAAACUUGAUAGGUUAGGCUAUAAAGGCCUUUGCGACUUGUUAUUCACUUCCUUGAAAACUUUGAUGAACCAGAGA